AUGCCCUCCGCAAAACUCCUAUUUGGGCCCAUGCUCAUUGGUGUUUUCUUCAAUACCAUCCUGUAUGGAGUCCUGGUAGUUCAGAUGCUACUGUACUUUCAAACAUAUAAGGACUCUGCAUGGAUUAGACAUUUCAUACUAUACCUACUUGUCCUUGAGACAUGUAAUACCGUGUUUGACAUUGCCAUGAUGUAUGAGCCAUUGAUUCUGAAUUUCGGUACCCCGGACGCAAUCACGUAUUUCCCCACAACGGGUGGCAUAUGGACGUGCAUCACCGUCGCUACAAUUCGCGUCUUCUCUCGCAAGCCAGAAUUGCACUGGCCCGCAUUGACGUGGCUCCUUGCAUCCGCCAUCGCGGAUGCUCUCAUCACAUCGACGCUGGUGUACAGUCUGUACAAAAGGAAGACGGGAUUCAAAGAUACGGACAAUGUCAUUGAACGGGUAAUACGAUUCACCAUUCAGACAGGGAUGAUAACUGCGUUAUUCGCGAUACUGGAUGUCGUCUUCUUCCUGGUAUCCCCACACACAACACUAAACUUCAUAUGGGACCUCGCACUAGGCAAACUGUAUUCAAACGUCUUAAUGUCAACACUGAAUUCCCGUACUGGAUGGGAUCGGAUUGCUAACCCCCAUGCAAACCACAAUGUCUUGUUCGGAGACGAAACGUCCACUUCGCUUGUGAUAACAAACACCAGAUUUCAGUUCAGAAACUCUCGUAAAUCCAUCAAUGAAAUCAAUCCACAGCCUUUCACUGCAGGUCAGUUUGAAAUGGAUCCCGAGCUAUCACACGUCGUCGGAAGAAUCAAUCCACAACAUGACAUCCUUGAUCUGUCACUGAAAGGAAACGCGUAA
Messenger RNA from Pleurotus ostreatus (oyster mushroom), 852 nucleotides. RefSeq lists its product as uncharacterized. The record is from RefSeq and is a predicted model, not a curated record. NCBI's taxonomy places the organism in Eukaryota, Fungi, Basidiomycota, Agaricomycetes, Agaricales, Pleurotaceae. Bases 1 to 852 code for a protein of 283 amino acids. The transcript has 15 exons.